Molecule: messenger RNA, 321 nt
Organism: Staurois parvus
Lineage: Eukaryota; Metazoa; Chordata; Amphibia; Anura; Ranidae
Source: the annotation of a GenBank genome assembly
AAUGCGUACUUACAGAUACUGCUAAGUCCAGAGUUGUUAAAAGCCUUCCCAAAUCUUGCUGGUUUUGUAUUAGAUUUUCUUGAAAACAAACCUUACAACAAAGGAAAGGGGGACUUUGCCCGCAAGAUGGACACCUUUGUAAACCCUCUGCGCAAUUCAAUGAGAAAUGUUUCCAAUGCUGUGAAAUCUUUGCCUGACAGCUUGGCAGAGGGAAUGAAUAAGAUGUCUGAUAAUGUGGGCAAAAUGUCAGAAAGACUGGGACAAGAUCUCAAGCAAUCAUUAUUUAAGGGUCCAAUUAUUGUACCAAAAGCCGAUUCAGAU